Messenger RNA from [Candida] anglica, 4197 nucleotides. NCBI's taxonomy places the organism in Eukaryota, Fungi, Ascomycota, Pichiomycetes, Serinales, Debaryomycetaceae. The record is from the annotation of a GenBank genome assembly.
GCGGCUCGACGGGACAAGAUCUUGCCCCAGAAAUGUGAAGUACCCCCCUCCAUUCUCCCCGAGGUUCACCGGGACACCCCCCACAAAAUAAAACAAGACAAUUUUUUGAGAAACGACAGGGCGCGAAAAACAAAAAAUUGGCGUGGCGAGGAGGUGCCGCCUUUGCAACACAACACACGGGCGCUAACAUGGGAACUGCACGCAUGGGGUCCCCUGCCAAGGAACAGACCCUCGAGCAGUACAUGGCCGACAGAGGAGUCACUGCGACUCGGUACUCUCAAUCUGACUUCUUCUGUGAUUCCGAGGAGUAUCUGGCCUUCAUAGGCACCACUGUCAUUCUUUCAGAAGAGCCCGUAGAGCCCACGUCCACGUCCUCAGGGGCGCUGUGCGUGGGGAUGCAAGACGCUCCGCUGGCACUCCGUGGGCCACUGGCCGUGGAGGCCUUGCUCCUCUAUCGAGGAGGAGGAGGAGGAGGAGGAGGAGGAGUGGGUGAAGAGAAGCUGGAAGACCAUCGGGACGACGAGGGGUCUCCUCGUAGAGGAGCUUGGCCCCCACGGCCAGUGGCCCACGGAGUGCCAGCGGAGCGGCUCACAGACCCCGUAGGGCUGCCCUCUCGCACUCCCCCCACGGCCUCUACACCCCCUACAGGCCCUACGGUCCGUACGGAGUCUACCGAGCCUUCGGAGCCUACAGGGUCUGCCAGUACGGCCGGCCAAAUAGACGUAGCCAAGUUGAAUGCGGUAGCGCGAUUUGAAUCGUUCACCGGGUCCCAUUCAGACUUUGUAGACUUACUCAUAGAGCAUCUUAUCUCGUUACGCAGGGCCAAGGUGGACGAUAACGUGCUUGUUCACGGGUAUGUGGCCGACCCGUCGUCCCAGAUCGUGUCGUCCGUGAGCAACCGGUACGUCAGCUUCGUGGCCACACAACUCAAGGGCGUUCUCUGGGAAACCGUGCACCAACGCAUGGGCCAUCGCCUGUUUGCACGGCUAGUGUUGACCACCUCGUGCUUUGUGUUGGUCCCUGGGAACCGCUACGUUCAAGUGUUUGGCACGAGGGGCUCAUCAACCAGCGCACAAACUCACCACCGGUUCACCACCACCUCCAUAUACAAAAGUAAAGUCUUGUAUAGUCAUACGGGUAGUUCUUCUUCUUCCUCUUCCUCUUCUUCUUCUUCCUCCUCAUCUUCCUCUUCCUCUUCGUCUUGUUCUUCGUCUAAGUUUGUGGUUGCUAAGAGCCCAGAGGAGUUGCUAGACCGGGUGGUCCCGCCUAGAUCGGGCAACAACAUCCCCAAGAAGUACCGACCGGUGUUGGCGUUGUGUUGUGAGGUGGUCAAGAAGGACGCCAAGUGUGCCUACCAUCAGAUCUAUCACGAGAUAGUCCUCCCCACGACUGGAACCCCUAGCAACUUGGAAGACAAGUGCCCCCGCUCAAACUUUGAUUGGGCUACGCCGUUCGAGCAGGUGGUACGGUUCAUCUUGACAAUCGUGGGGAAAGUGUUCCCCCUCCGAACAUGGGGUUCUACACACAACAAGGGGAUCAUCUUGAGACUGACAAUCAAGUUCUUGAAGCUCCCACGGAACGAGAAGUUGGACCUCCAAGACGCCAUCCAUGGGGUACGUCUCUCCGAGAUCUCGUGGCUUGGUAGAAUGGGGGCCCUGGAGAAAGGUUCCUCCUCUCAGCAAGAGUUCUCAAAUCGACAAGACCUCUUUGUUCGGUUCAUCCAUUUCUACUUCUCGAGCUUUUUAGUGGAGGCGGUUAAAAAGUUCUGGUAUGUGACCGAGACCUCGGAGAGCCAUGCUCUUCUCUACUACCCUCACGCCGUGUGGAAGGAACUCACGUCCCAUUGGUUUGCCAACUACACGCGCCGCUUCCUACUCAAGACAACUUCUUGCAAGGACCACGGGCACAGGAACGGAGGCUCGACAUAUUUCCAUGGGAACGUCCGGCUCCUCCCGAAGCGGAACGACUUCCGUUUGUUGUGUGUCCCGGAAAAGCAUCUGAAGGAGUACUUUUCCCGGAUGUUGACCCAGAUAUACCCCGUGAGGGAGAUCUUACGUCAACGGGUCAAGGCCGACAGUGUGGGGAAGAAGCACCCGCGGUGUUAUUCGUCGGUGGAUGUUGCUGGGGAGAUUGGGCAGUACAGAAGGAGGUUACAGGAAUGGGAGAGUCGCUCGACUGGCCCAUACUCGCGGGGAGCCGCUACGGGGGGCCUGGCCCCUCUACGAGGAGACUCCUCACCCCAGGACUUGGGGAGUGUCUCACAUUGGGCCCCGACUCAGGACCGCUCCGCUGGCCCCUGCUCGGGGAGAGCCACUAGCGUGGGGCCCGGCUCCUCUACGAGGAGAUCUACCCAUAGCCUGGCAUUCCUCGACAGAGGAACAAAGCCUCCACGGCCAGUGGCCCACGGAGUGCCAGCGGAGCGGCUUGCUAGCCCCGCAGGGAAGGAUGUAGAACCACCCUUCCUGGAGAGACGCUCCGCUGGCCCCUGUUCAUGGGGAGCCACUACAUGGGACCUGGCUUCCCUGCAAGAAGACAUUGCAUGUUCCCAGGAAUCGAAGAGUUUCUCUCAGCAGCCUUCACAUCAUACCCUACCUCCCAUUUAUAUGAUCAAAUUCGACAUGAGACAAUGCUACGACCGAUUAAACCAAAUAGAAACCAUCCGAUGUCUUGAAAGACUUCUAGACAACUCACCCAUUGAUACCUACCACGUCCGAGAGUUUGCAUCUGCCAAUUCCUUCGCUCUGUCCUACCGCAACAAGUUCCAUAUCGUCCAUGACCACAACCAUCUAGAUAAGUUCAACGUGUUCAAGUAUGGUCUUGACCGGAGCAAGAACAGAAACCAGUCCAAGCCACUGGCUAGGGCCCAGCCACUGGCUCUGGCCCAGUCCCCCUCCAUUCUAAUCGACAGAGGAAACACCACGAAACUAUCCAAACACGAGAUCAUUCCCCUUGUGGAACGCCAAGUAUUCUACUCCGCCAUGGUCGACCGGUCUGGCGUAUGCUACCGACGAAAGCGAGGGGUUUUCCAAGGAUUCCCGCUCCUGGCCACGCUCUGUGACAUUGUAUACAACGACCUUGUAGACUCAAAGUUCCUGUUCCUUGACGAGUCCUCCUCGUUACUCUUGCGUCUUGCUGACGACUUUUUACUUCUCUCCACCAACGAGAGCGAUUGCCGGAAGGUGCAACAGCUCAUCAAUUCUGGGUCCUUCGAGUCCUAUGGUGCUGGUGUCAACACCAGCAAGACCAUGACCAAUCUCGACCUCGACGCUUCUCCUCUUGACCAGAUCCUGUUUGUCGGCUUGGAAAUCGAUCUCAAAACCCUCCUGGUAUCGCGAGAGGUCGAACCAAUCAUCCAGUUCCAAGCGCAGAAGUCGUUCAGAGCCACCUACCGGUACCUCUUGGUAUGCUACCGGAACAGAAUGGAGGAUUUUCUUCUUGAUAUAUACGCCGGGCUGCUCCCUGCGGUGCUCUCCAACGUCUCGCGCUUGCUCCUGCAAGUGUUGCAUACCUUCAGUCAAAACAUCUCUUCCAUGAUGAGGAAGAACGGAGCCCAAUCUUUCCAACCGCAGCCAUGUAUGGACUUUUUGGACAGGCUACUCAACACCACGAUCCAGCGCUUCACACUAGUCAACGGCUCCGAGGCAGACGCCGCGGCCUUGGCCUCCGUCUUCUGUGAUUGUGUGAAAACCCACUUCAACGUGAACCCAACGUUACGGGGCGUAUCCCAAUUGUUCUGCGGAGAGAUGUUCAGAUCGGUCAGGUAAAGCACUCGUCAGGCUCCCUACAGACUACAGACCCUCUCUACAGACCCUGUACGGUGGCACCACUCUUUCCUCCGUGGGGGCUAGUAAGCCGCUCCGCUGGCACUCCGUAGGCCACUAGCCGUGGGGGCCCUGUUCCUCUUACGAGGAAGUGAGCAGCCAGGAGAGCCUCCUCGUAGAGGAGCCAGGCACCACGCAGUGGCUCUCCCCGAGCAGGGGCCAGCGGAGCGUCUUACAGACCCCGUAGGGCGGUACCCCCCUUCCCUGCGGGGCUUACGAGCCGCUCCGCUGGCACUCCGUGGGCCACUAGCCGUGGAGGCCUUGUUCCUCUGUCGAGGAAAGUGAGGUGGGUCUAGCUAGAUACUACAUGUUAAUAAUCCAGACGCUUGGUAUUUCACUCUAUAAGUAGUUCCUUAAUAAUACACAACGCACAUGC